AUGUCCCUUUCACCCUCAACUGGCCCCGGUUCUCCAUACUCUUCAUAUUCCACAUCCCCCCGUUCUCAGUCUCCUUCUCUCAAGAAAGUUCGGAAGCAAUACACUUUAACACGACGUCGUGAGAUUUGGACGGACGAAGAGCAUUCAAAGUUCGUUGAAGGGUUAUCUUUAUAUCACAAAGAUUGGCGUCGUAUUCAACAACACGUGGCGACAAAAACGGUCGUUCAAGUCAGAAGUCACGCUCAAAAGUAUUUUAUGAAGCUUAACCAAAACGCUCCACCUCAAACAACUUUCUUGGACGUCCCUAAACUCAAUUUCCUCGACGAAAAACAAGAUAAAUUCUCGCCAAUCGGAAGGUCUAACAGUUGCCCAUCUUCCCCAAGAGCUCUCUCCCUUCUCGACAGAUCACCUUCGGCUUUUUCCCCAAUACAAAACUCCGCAAAUUACGUCCAAAUCGACGGGUUUCAACAGCAAAAACAGUUCCAGCCGUUUGCCGUGCCACCCUGUCAAACAAACUCAUUCACUUUAUAUUAG
Molecule: messenger RNA, 534 nt
Organism: Entamoeba invadens IP1
Lineage: Eukaryota; Evosea; Mastigamoebida; Endamoebidae
Exons: 2
Coding region: 1-534 (177 amino acids)
Molecular function (GO): DNA binding
Source: RefSeq, a predicted model, not a curated record